UGAACAUAGAUCGUCUUACGGCCGAGUGAUCUCUGUGUUAUAAACGCCGAGUUCGAUGCCGGCUUUCACUGGGUGCUGAGGCUGGCUAUACGAGGCGGGAUUCAGUACACUGGGGGAACUCACACCACAGACACAAGUGGAUAUUAUUUUCACGAUCGAUUUGGGAAAGUUGAUGGUAGUUACAGCGAAUAUUUCGUUAAAAUUGUUUCUGUUUAAAAUAUAACAUUUAUUUCUUCAACAAACUGGUUUUAUUGGACACUGCUUUGUGGAAAUUGUAUCUCUAUGACGACAUAACAGGCUCAGAUCUCUAGCACUUUCCGUCCCACAAGAUGUCAGACACCCCAAACGUCCCCACGGAUAAAGACGCCGACACGAAGACGCCGAUGAUGCCCGAGAAACCCUCGUCUCCUAAGUUGCCGAACGAAGAGAAGAAAAGCCUGUACCGAAAACAAGAUGGAACUGGCUCGAUGUCGUCGAAAUUGUCUCGGCAAGCUUCGACUGAUUCCGCCACUCAUCUGGCCAAUCGCAGAGCAUCUUAUAGACGUCGGUCUAGUUUUGACUUAAUGCACACGGACUCGCUACCGUCACUACCGUCAUUGCAGGAUACGGUGAAACUUCAAGAAAUAGAUUUGAAAAGUGUGCCUUGGUGGACGUCGUACCGCUUCCGGUACGCCAUCAUCUGGUUCCUGGGCUUCGUGUGCCUGUACGCUCAGCGCGUUAAUCUGAGCAUCGCCAUCGUGACCAUGGUCGACCACAAGUACUUCGAAGAGCUGCUCGCCAACUCGACAGCAAGUGAUAACCCGACGACGGACUACUCCGAGAAAGACGGCCAUAACCUGACGUCACUCAACGUGUCGGCUGUUGCUGACGAGGACACCUGCCCCGUGAAUCUGGGAGAAAAACUGAAAGGCGAGUUCCGAUGGGACAAACCCCUGCAGGGUCUAUUGCUGGGCGCCUUUUUCUGGGGUUACAUGGUCUUACAGGUCCCAGGAGGCCGACUGGCUGAACGGUUUGGUGCCAAGAAGGUGAUAGCGAUUAGCAUGUUCCCCGUCUCUCUGAUCAACAUACUGAGUCCGGUUCUUGCCAGGUGGAAUCCGUAUGCCUUCCUCGUUGGUCGAGUCAUCAUUGGAAUGGGUGAGGGAGUCAUGUAUCCGGCAAGAAGCGUUUUCUUAUAUAUAGACAGAUCGUUCUGUUUUCAGGGAGUCAUGUAUCCGGCUGCACAGGCCUUUUGGUCAAAGUGGUCACCGCCCAAUGAGCGCAGUCGACUUAUCGGACUCUCAUAUGCAGGUGGUCAGUUUGGAAACGCUAUCAUAUUUCCUAUCGGCGGGUUCCUUUGUGCCUAUGGCUUUGAUAAUGGAUGGGGAUCCGUAUUCUACGUCAUAGGAGUCGCUGGCUUCAUUUGGUGUGUGGCGUGGUGCAUCUUUAUACAUGACUCGCCCGCGGAGUGCCCGAAGAUCUCCGACAUAGAGCGGAAGUACAUCGAGUCGUCUAUAGGAACUAAAGCCCACAGGAGCAAGGGCCAGGCGACGCCGUGGAAGGCAAUCUUCAGUUCCCGUGCGGUCUGGGCCAUCAUCAUCGCUCACAUGUGCGGCAACUACGGCGCCUACAUGCUGCUCACCCAGAUCCCCACCUACAUGAAGGAAGUGCUCAAGUUCGACAUCAAAGCUAAUGGUGUCUUCUCCAUGCUGCCCUACCUCUGUUUCUGGUUCUUCAUCGUUGUCUCCGGCACAUGCGCUGAUCUCCUCAUAUCGAGAAACAUCCUCUCUGUCGCGUGGACAAGAAAACUUAUGUCUGCCAUUGGAACUAUUGGACCAGGGUCCUUCCUUAUAGGCACCGGCUUUAUGAACUGUCACCAACAAAUACCGGCUGUGGUGAUGCUGACAGCAGCAGUUGGGCUCUGUGGCUUUCACUUCAGUGGUUACUUCAUCAACCACGGGGACGUAGCCCCGGCCUAUGCGGGAACGUUGUUUGGGAUAACAAACGCAGCCGCAACUAUACCUGGUGUUAUAGCGCCUUACAUUGUGGGCGCACUUACUCCAAAUGGUAGUCAGAAGGAAUGGCAGUUGGUAUUUUAUAUCGCGGUUGGUGUCUACUUCUUCGGUGCCGUCUACUACGCCAUAAUGGGCGUGGGGGAGGUGCAGGAGUGGUCGAUGGCGACCGAGGACCAGGAGGAGAAGGAGGAGGGGGAGAUACAGUUUGGUCUGCACAACAUCGAUGAAGAAUUGAAGGAAGAGAAUGAGAGUGACCUUGAUGAAGCGGACGUGAAACUGGUGAACAAUGGGCGUAACGAGGCAGAACAAAAAGUUUGAGAUCUCACUGGUUUGUCUGUAGGAUUAAAUAGCCACAUGAUUACGCCUCUUUGGCACGCUUACGUCAUUCUAGAGUUGUAUGACGUUGAAAUAGUACCAACAACUGUGUUACAUUGCGCUAUUUUAGGUGACCAAAUAUUGUGUAACACUUGAUGAUGUCAUUAAAAUGUAUAACAUUGGUGUGACAAGGUCACCUAGAAAUGUAUUACAUCCAUUAUGGUGAUGUCACAAGUCCUGUUACCUUAGUAUGAUUACAUAAUAUAGGCCUACAUUAGUGCAGCUGGGUAUAAGGUCAAAUCGGUUUAAAGACAUUGGCAUAACCAGGAUUUCAUCAGGGGGGGGGAGGGGCAACCACAUUGGGGAUGGCACUCACACAGUCUUUGACAUUAUGGCACGACAUGCAAAUAUACAAGAUGGAAGUAAAAAACAAGAUGUCAUUGGGGGACAUAAUAUCAUGCCACUCCCCCAUCCGGGUACGGCAGUGUUAAGAGAAUUUAAAGUUAAAGUUUGUUGUUGUUUAAUAACACUACUAGAGUACAUUGAUUUGUUUAAUCAUCGGCUAUUGGAUAUCAAACAUUUGGAAAUUCUGACAUACAGAGGAAAUCCACUACAUGU
Gigantopelta aegis is the source of this 2924-nucleotide messenger RNA. RefSeq names its product sialin-like. The coding region runs from base 330 to 2309 and encodes 659 amino acids. The transcript is spliced from 11 exons. The record is from RefSeq and is a predicted model, not a curated record. Gene Ontology annotation, biological process: monoatomic anion transport; transmembrane transport. Gene Ontology annotation, molecular function: transmembrane transporter activity. Lineage: Eukaryota; Metazoa; Mollusca; Gastropoda; Neomphalida; Peltospiridae.